This is a messenger RNA of Ixodes scapularis (black-legged tick), 3381 nucleotides long. RefSeq names its product D-glucuronyl C5-epimerase B (gene Hsepi). Gene Ontology annotation, biological process: heparan sulfate proteoglycan biosynthetic process. The record is from RefSeq and is a predicted model, not a curated record. Gene Ontology annotation, molecular function: heparosan-N-sulfate-glucuronate 5-epimerase activity. The transcript is spliced from 6 exons. Gene Ontology annotation, cellular component: Golgi apparatus. Bases 329 to 2083 code for a protein of 584 amino acids. NCBI's taxonomy places the organism in Eukaryota, Metazoa, Arthropoda, Arachnida, Ixodida, Ixodidae.
GACUUUCCCCUUCACUUUGCGCCCCUAACAAACCCAUAGACACUGGCCUUUUUGUUAUGAGUGUGUGUGGACGGCGAUGCUGCGUUGCCUUCGCAAAUUCAUCGUUGCUGGACGCGACAACUCCACGAUCGAAGUCUUCCAACGUGGGUGAACGAUGACUUGACCCUCGGAGGCGGUGUGACUCGGCUGACGUGGACCAAAACCGGCGACGCUUCGUGGACCGUGAGCGGUGUCGCGGCGUAAGGAUGUCCUGAUUCUAGUUUCCAGCGUUCCUUUCUUUUGCCUGGAUCACGCCGUGACCGUGCACAGGGUGCACCCCAGUGGCGGCAUGAGGAUGCGUCCCACCAAGAAGUUUCUGCUGGCCCUCGUGCUGUCUGGUGCCACACUGACGGCUCUCUCCUACUGGGCGCGCUGCAGCACGGCCAGUCCCCUGAGCGCGGUGGAUGUUGGGGCGCUGCUUGGACAGGCCGAAUCACGAGGCAACACCAACCUGGCUGCAAAGGGUCGUGCCCACGUGUCUCAGGACAUCCCGUGCAUCAUCAACGACGAGUACUCUGUCUCGUGCCGGCGGGAAGCCUCGGAGGUGUAUGUGCCCUUCAGCUUCCUGCGCAAGUACUUUGAGGUAUACGGCAAGCUGGCCUAUCGAGAGGGCAAGGAGGUGCUGGACUGGCAGCACAGCUACUCCAAGGUCAUGGUGCCCCAGGCCAGGUACCAGCACACGGGGCCCUUCCUCUGGUUCGAGAACUACAACGUGGCUGUCAGGGACCGCGUCAAGUGCAUCAGUGGCCUCGAAGGGGUGCCCAUCUCGACGCAGUGGGACCCCCGGGGCCACCUGUACCCGGUGCAGAUUGCCCAGUUCGGCCUAAGCCACUUCAGCAAGAACUUGAGCGAGCCUCGCCCCCUGGUGAUCGUGCUGGACGACGGCAUCCGGGCCCAGUACGGCUCCUGGGUGGCCUCCUCCAAGGGCAAGGCCGGCUACACCCGCUUCGUGGACGACACCGCCCAGAGCCACGUGGUGGAGUUCACUACCAGUGGCACAGCGGAAGACCAGGGAGUGGCCUUUGCCCUGAGGAAGGAGCUAUACAACCUCACCCUCUCGGUCGACCUCCGCGUCAUCUUCAACGGCAGCCUCAGCGUUGUCCUCACAGCAGGCGGCGGCGGCGGCAAGCCGUCACUUUACGGAGUUCACUACAUCAUGACGGACACACACCUGGCGGUAGACGACCGCGACAUCUACUACGGCAUUGGCACGAGCCGCUCUUGGAUGCAUCUCACGCGCGACCUCGGCGUCGACCUGGUCAAGGGCCUGAGCUUCGGCCAGCACCGGACCGCCGCCCGGCCCCGCAACCUCCGCGUACACAGCAUCGUCCUCCGCGGGCACGGGCUCCUCGACAACCUGACCCUCUCGUCGAGCGCCCACGAGGCCCACUUCUUCGACGCGGCAGACUGGUUCGUCCGCCGCCAGGACGACGCGGGUGGCUGGCCGAUCAAAGUAACUCGCCGCCUCUCCAACGGGAUGCUGGAACUUGAGCCCGGCUGGUAUUCAGCCAUGGCCCAGGGUCAGGCCAUGUCGGUGCUGACGCGGGCGUUUGCGGCGACGGGAAAGAGGGACUACCUGGACGCCGCGCUGCGUGCGGUCGGUCCGUUUCGGAUACGCUCAGAGAGCCGCGGCGUCAUGACGACCUUCCUCGGGAAAUUUGUGUGGUACGAGGAGUACCCGACGGUGCCCAGUUCCUUCGUGCUCAAUGGCUUCAUCUACUCGCUGUUUGGGCUCUACGACCUCAAGUCGACAUGCGGGGAGGGGUCUUCGGAGGAGCUGUGUAGGGACGCGGCAAAGCUCUUUGCGGACGGAAUGGUGUCGCUCAAGAGAAUGCUGCCACUGUUCGACACCGGGUCGGGCACGGUGUACGACCUGAGGCACUUUUCGCUGGGGGUGGCUCCCAACCUAGCUCGCUGGGACUACCACACCACGCACAUCAACCAGCUGCUUUACCUGGGGACGAUCGACGAUGAUCCCGUGUUUGGGGCAACGGCCGAGCGCUGGGUGCAGUACAUGAAGGGCAAGAGGGCCCCUCACAACUAGGAGGGGCGAGGGAGAAAACUGUAGGAGGACCAAGCUUCCUUGUGGCCGAGAUUGUGCGGGUGUCUGGUUUUCCCCUUCUCGUUUGCACACAAGGAAGGCAAACUGCAAAGUCGUUUCUUACGAAGGAACGUCGGUAAAGUUAAGACGAACGACGCUUCGGUAAAGGUGCCAAAGUAAACGUUUACGUUUUCUUCGUGCGGAAGGUCUGCAUUUAGCCAGUUUUUUGUAUUUGAAUGCUCGUGUCUCUCCGAAAUCUGAGGUGACUUUGUAGGCGAUCUUGCGAGCUCUUUGAGCACUAACGUCUGUGUCUUGACUGUAUAAUAUUCAACGUUGGUAGCGUUAUGAUUUAUAUUCCCAAAUUGCUCGACAACCUGUUGUCCCGCCGAGCUUUUCUAUCUUGGUACAAAGUAGGGAGCGACAGAAACUGCCCUCUUGCUUUGAAGCGUCUUGUGUGCCGACCUUCCUUUGGUCUGGAACCUUACCGUGUAUGCGUGCCUCCAAUGACGAGAUAUCCGGGGAGUGUAUAUUUUGAUGGGCGAGCUCGUUCCAAAGGGCAGAUCUACACUUUCAGCGGAUGACGUGUUCCUUUGGAGUUAUAUUUACGAGGCCUCCCGCCCUGCCGGUUGGCUUGGUCGUACCAGGCGCAACUGGAUACCAUUGUCUUUCACUUCAAUAGCAGCCACAAAAGACUGUCACAGACAUUGUUUCUCCAGCUUGCCCAAGCCCAGGCAAGGGCUUGUGUGCCCACCUUGUGGGCGUUCAGUUAUAGAAGACUGGGAAACUUUAAUUGUCAGUUGCUGUUAAGAAAGGUGUGCUCGUCUCGUCGCAUGUUUCGCACUCGUUCACCGACAAUUUGAGUUUGUGAAAUUGUUUCCUGACAUCGAUGCUCUUAGUCCUGGUUUUGCAGAGGAAUGUAAUGAAAUGGUGGACUUUAUAUAUAUAUAGUCAAAAGCCGUAAAUGAGAUUGUGUUGUUCAGAAAAAUAUUCUAGAACACUUUCUGGUUGUUGAUGCAUCAUGGACGAUUUGCAUCCUUAAUAUGGUGAUAGACUCCUUCGUAAAAUUCUUGAAAUCAAAUGCAGCACAUACACUCUUGGACAUUGUGAGCUAAAAUCACCAAGCAGUGAGUGUGCCUGGAGAGCAGACAAAAGACAUAAAUGUCAAAAAAGCUAUAGAACAGUGCCCAAAGAACUUGUGGCUAAACGCCUUCGUUGCGGCUACUUCAGCUUAUGUUAUGCAUGCAGGACCUCCAUAUUGGCACUCUGCAACUUCAGCUUACAUCGUCCAAGGCUGUACCUUC